UCUAACGACUACUACAAAGCUUUGAAACCGAGAGCAGAGUCCAGCGACACGACGAAGCCAAGACUGAAACUCCGUUCAGUUACCACAGAUCCAGGAACAACCUUUGAUUCCAUCUCCCUAGAAUGUCGGAGAAGCCCUUCAAUCUCAUCCACAAAUUCGAACAAGAAUACGGGAGGGACGCCUAUGGAUUCGCUCUGAGACCUCAGCAUGUUCAAAGAUAUAUAGAGUACGCCAAUAUCUAUCAGGAAGAGGAAGAGGAAAGAUCGCAAAAAUGGAAGAAUUUCAUUGAGCACCAAAAAGCUUCUCAACAAAACUCUCCUGAGGAGAAAUAUAAGGAGUCGCUGCAUGCUGAAGCCGCUAAGUUGAAUGAGGAGACAGUUUCACUGAAGAGUGAAGGGAGCAAAGCUGAAACUACUGAGCUGAACGAGACAACUGUGCCAGAGAUAGACAACCAAGGGAACAAGGCUGAAGCUACUAAGUUGAUAGAGGACACUAUAUCAAGGAGUGGAAGUGAAGCGGACAAGGGUGAAGACAGGAAGUUGAAAGAGGAGAUUUUUCCAGAGAGAAGUAGGAGAGAGAACCAGUGUGAAAAUACUGAGACUGUUUCAGAGAGGGGCAUAGAAGUAGACAAUGCUCGGGCUGUCGAGUUGAAAGAAGAGACUGUGUCAGAGAGGAGUGUGGAAGUAGAUAAUAAGGCUGGAGCUAUUGACUUGAAAGUAGAGACUGUUUCAGAGAGGGGUGUGGAAGUAGACAAGGUUGAAGCUACUCAGUUGAAAGAAGAGACUGUUUCAAAGAGAGGUAAGGAAGGGGAUGAUUCAAGUGGGAACUCUGAUUCUGAUGGUUCAACUAAACUUGACCCCAAAAAGGAGCAACUUUCAAAAGAAACAAAGCCCCGUGAGGUCCAAACAUGGGCUCGGAUUAGACCAUCCCUAUAUUCCAUUGAGAGUAUGAUGAGUUUUCGUGUGAAGAGGAGAAAGGACAUGAGAGGUGAGCAGAUAACCAAAAGUGAAGACCAUCUUCCAUCAAUAGAUGAAGCAGGAUCUUUGGAAGAGGAAUCUGAAGAGGGCAUUAAGGAAAAAUUAUGUGUUACUGAGACGCCGAAUGAGACUUUAAGUGCCUGCUAUGAAAAAAGUGCUCCACAAAAUGAUGUCUCACCAGAGCCAUACUUUCCUUGGAAAGAGGAACUGGAGUGCCUUGUUCGUGGGGGAGUGCCGAAGGAUCUCAGGGGAGAGGUAUGGCAGGCAUUUGUUGGUGUUAAGGCGCGACGGGUGGAGAGAUAUUACGAGGAUUUGCUGGCUCAAGUAACCAAUGCCGGUGAAAGCAAAGAGCAUGAUAAUACAUCAGGUGUACCCAAGAAAUGGAAAAGGCAGAUUGAGAAGGACAUACCACGGACUUUUCCAGGCCAUCCUGCUUUGAAUGAGAACGGUAGGGAUUCCUUGAGACGUUUACUUUUAGCAUAUGCUCGACAUAAUCCUUCUGUUGGGUACUGCCAGGCAAUGAAUUUCUUUGCUGGCAUAUUGCUACUUCUGAUGCCAGAGGAGAAUGCAUUUUGGACCUUUGUCGGCAUUAUUGACGAUUAUUUUGAUGGGUACUAUACAGAAGAAAUGAUUGAAUCUCAGGUGGACCAACUUGUUUUUGAGGAGCUGAUCCGCGAAAGAUUGCCUAGAUUGGUUAAUCAUCUGGAUUACUUGGGAGUGCAGGUGACAUGGAUCUCUGGACCUUGGUUCCUUUCCAUUUUUGUGAAUAUGCUUCCUUGGGAAAGUGUUCUUCGAGUUUGGGAUGUUCUUCUUUAUGAAGGAAAUCGUGUUAUGCUAUUCCGGACAGCCCUUGCAUUGAUGGAGUUAUUUGGUCCUGCAUUAGUUACAACUAAAGAUGCCGGGGAUGCCAUUACUUUGUUGCAAUCCCUAGCUGGAUCAACAUUUGAUAGCAGCCAGCUUGUUUUUACUGCUUGCAUGGGCUAUUUGACAGUGACUGAAGCCAAAUUGCAAGAGUUGAGAGAAAAGCAUAGACCUGCUGUAUUAGUGGUAGUAGAGGAAAGAUCAAAAGGGGGUCAGGUUUGGAAGGAUUCAAAGGGGCUUGCAUUGAAGCUGUAUAGUUUUAAGCAUGACCGUGAAUCAGUUGUCGAAGAAAAUAAGACCAUUGAAGAGUUAGGUGGUGUACUUGCAGGUAGAGAUAUUUCUCAUUCGGAGCCUCCUUCAUCAAAUGUAGAUGAUUUGCAUGGUGACACAACGAUCUACUCUGAAGUAGAUUCACUACCAGAUCUUCAAGAACAGGUGGUUUGGUUGAAAGUGGAGUUGUGCAGGGUGCUGGAGGAGAAAAGAUCUGCUGUACUAAGAGCUGAAGAGCUGGAGACAGCACUUAUUGAGAUGGUCAAACAAGACAAUCAACGUGAAUUGUGUGCAAGGAUUGAGCUGUUGGAGCAAGAGGUGGCUGGGCUACAGCAAUCUCUAGAUGACAAGAGAGAACAAGAAUCUGCAAUGCUUCAGGUCCUUCUGCGGGUAGAGCAAGAGCAAAGAAUAACUGAAGAUGCUCGCAGAAAUGCAGAGCAAGAUGCAGCCGCUCAGAGAUAUGCAGUUAACGUGCUUCAGGAAAAAUAUGAGAAGGCUAUGGCUUCGGUUGCUCAGAUGGAGAAGAGGGUGGUUAUGGCAGAAUCAAUGCUAGAGGCUACCUUGCAAUAUGAAUCUGGCCAAGCUAAAGCAGUAUCUUCUCCAGGGCCUUUGAAAAACCAUGGAGCCCCAGUUGACAGCCCCAAAAGAAAGAUAGGUCUAUUUGGACUUGGUUGGCCCGACAGAAACAAGGGAAGGACAAAUAAUGGGGAGGAGUCCAGCAACAACAAUCCACCUACAAGAGAUUAAACUGAACCACUCUGCAAAAAGAAGCUAAUUCCCAGACCUUAAUGAGAAUUCAGAUGAUUAAUAGCUUCACUGCCAUUACAUUCUUGUAAGUUAUGGCCUGCAAUCUAAGACCUCACUGCCCUGAUAUUGUUGUGGUUAAUUACUUCCCUAAGCUCCCUUGUAGCAAUUACACUAGUGGGUAAGGACGUCGAGCCAUAUUGCUCCUGUAUUUACGUCAGUUAUAUUUUUCCUCUCUAGACAGAGCUGUAAAUUAUCAUUGUUUCAAACAAUCAAAGAGGGUUUUUAAAAAAAAACCAGUGAUCUCCAUUUUCAACAAAUUGAGUUCACAGUUCUGUAUAAAAUGAUUUUUUACAGAGCACGUAGCCAUGAUAGGAAAUGUUUUUCGUUAAUUCUAAUUCUACUGCAAUAUUCACAUGG
Pistacia vera is the source of this 3272-nucleotide messenger RNA. Its product is annotated as ecotropic viral integration site 5 protein homolog. NCBI's taxonomy places the organism in Eukaryota, Viridiplantae, Streptophyta, Magnoliopsida, Sapindales, Anacardiaceae. The transcript has 18 exons. Bases 123 to 2855 code for a protein of 910 amino acids. The record is from RefSeq and is a predicted model, not a curated record.